Molecule: messenger RNA, 612 nt
Organism: Cooperia oncophora
Lineage: Eukaryota; Metazoa; Nematoda; Chromadorea; Rhabditida; Trichostrongylidae
Source: the annotation of a GenBank genome assembly
AUGUUAUCAUCUGUCAGGAACUACAUGAACUUCAUCUGGAUUCUUGUAACUCUUGGAGUAGUCUUCUGCCAGACAGCACUCACCCCCAAAUCGAUUCUUGUGAAGAAAGUCAACGACCUAGUCACCAGUUUCCUCACCGAGCCACAGAUUUCGAGGACGAUCGACAUCAUAGCAUUGGAUAUUCAUCUCAAUAAGCGCCCCGAAGAAAUAAUGAACGAUCUACACGAUUACUUGCUGAGCGCUCUGAGUCCUGAACAACUGAAAACCUUUAAUGAAAGAAUCUUGAGACGAAGGAGCGCAAACGUAUCUGAUCGGAUCAAGAAGGUUGUUGUCUACGCUGUAAACCCCGCCGUUGAACUGGUAACAUACAACUGCUGGCAUAGAUUUUGUUCUUCGAUCAAUCUCUUCACUAAUUGGGCGCUUGAGGUACGAGCGAAUGGUGAAACACCAGAGCUGGCCUACAUGACGAUGUCUCGACAACUAACCCCGGAUUUCGUACAUGGAGUCAUCAGUCUAGUUAGGGACACGCUGACGCCUACAGAGUGGAAAAGUGUGAAGCAACAUUUCGCGCCGAUGCUAAAUCAUGUAUGUUUUGGCAGACGUUACUGUUAA